AUGACAAAGACAUCGUUGGAGAGACAGUUGUCACGUAUACAACAGAAUGCACAUCAAGUCCAUACAGACAAGACGCGUGAUUCAUUGCUGUUUGAUAAGAAAGAAGCUUCAACAAUAGAUUAUGAUGGAGUGCUCGCCAUUGGACAGGAGGGUCUGCGCGAAUUGAUUGCGUUGGACCAACGAUUCAAGACAUUCGAGGCGAACCUGUUUGCACCAUCGUCCAGCAAGCAUAACCGUAUGCUCAUCACCAGUGAGGAGACCAUCGAGUUGGACUCGCACAUCGAUAGCUUCCUGCGUCUAUUCAGCAGUUACUUCCUGCUGACGCCAGCACAACAGGCACUCGAGUGGCUCAUCAGAAGAUAUCGUGUCAACGAGUUCAACAUCGACUCCCUCAUCAUGUCUGUCCUGCCCUACCAUCAGUCAAAUACCUUUGCCAAGUUGGUCUCCAUUCUUCGUUUCGAUCAAGAAGGCAAAUGGGGAUUCCUCACAGAGACAAAGAGACACAAGGUCACAAUCACUCGUGACUUCUUUGUCAAGUCACUCAAGAGACAUAACUUCUUUGUCGAGUUGCUGUGCAACACGAUCAUUGAGUAUGAGACACACGCCACACUCUCCAAGACAAUGACCUCAUUCUUCACUGCGCUGCUCGUCGAUCUGAUCAGUUCAGUUAGGAAUGUCCCCGAACAUUUCAAUCGUGUGGCCCUACCAUGUCUCAACUCCUCGCUACGCAGCAGAAACAUUGACUUGCAGCUCGGAGCAUUCAUGGUUUUGGGCAACAUGGCAUCAAAGGUUCAGUUCUCGGUGGAUGUGUUGGAGCUGCUCAUUAGGUCAACGCUCAAGAACUGCCAUGGCUCGCUGAUGGCUUCAUUCACAUUCCUGUUGGUGUUGUUCCAACGCCAAAACUUUGAGCGCCCGCUCUCUGAUCAGACGCUGGAGAUGCUCGUGGGCACGCCAGCCAUCAACGACAUCCUGCUGGACUUGCACCGACAGAGCCGAUCAUUGGAUCAAUUCAUUCAGCAGACUCUGCACUAUCUUAUUAACACCUACGAGGAUAAUUCAGAGUCGUACGAGUUGCUCAUGCUCUAUAUCACCGAGCUGCCCACCUCUGACGUGCAAAAGGCUAUGGUGGCCACCUCCCUCCUGGGCCGCUACCUCAAGGCCGAGGCUGGACUCAAUAUCGAUCUGAUGUCGGCCAUCGUCCGCGCCAUUGAACCCUCGAUCGUCCAAGCACUAAUCAAUGCCAAGCUGACCGAUCCAAACUGUCCGACCCAGGUGGCCGAUCGUCUUGCCGAGUUCCAAUCACACGUAUUUGCUCAGAAGUUCCUGUCAAAGUCCAAGGCCAACGAGCUGUUCCUGCGUCUCGUCUCUUCCAGCGUGCAUGCCCGUCGCGAGGGCAUUGACCAGCUGGCCGAGCUUGCCAACGCCCAAACCAAGAUGGACUGGAAGUCAUUCGCCGACUCUGUCAGCGAGUUGUUGGUCGACAACGACUCGGUCGUCGUGGAGAAGGCUUGGGGUCUGCCACUCCUCCAGGAUAUGGUCUCACAGGACACCAUCAUCCGCAAGCUCGCUCAGUGCUUGGACUCUGAGCUGCUGCCAGUCGAGUGCAAGAAGAAGAUCGUCAAGAUUGUGUGCGGCAUCAAAGCCACCGCUGUGAGUGAGGCCGAGUGGAGCGAGCGAGUCACCCUCGCGUUGCUGCCACAUCUCCUGAUCACCAAGCGCACACUCACAUUCAGUCAAUUUAUCAGAGACAAUCUGAUAACGCUUUCAACACAACAACAACAAACACAACAACAGGUCAUCAGUGGAGCAGGAGUACUGCUGCAUGGUCUCAACAACAGCCUGAAAACGAACGAAAGUGUCAUGCAAGUCAUUGGCACAAAUAUCACCGCAUCCACCGACGCGGCCUUUGCCGCCAUCUCCACCAUCCUCAACACCAAUGAACAAGCGAUCACCAACGACAAGAUUUUAAUCCUCCUCGCCUCUGCCCACGCUAUCACCAAGCUGAAAAAUGCGUCGGACAAGGUCAAACUAUCUAAUAUUAUAGUCCAGUUUUCCAUCAACCAUUGCACUGCAACAGUCUCAAGGGACAACACAACUGCUGCAGGUGCCGCAGCCGCCGCUAGCUCAGCAGCGACCGUUACACAAUCGAUUCCAUACGAGUCACUGUCAGCCGUGUGCUCCGACAUUGACAAGCAGGAGAAUGUUCUGUCCUCCACACAAUACCCAUUGGGCACAUUGGUGGCCUCGAUCAACAACAUCAUCAACAGUCUGCAGGCGAUCUCAACCGAACAGCUCAUGGAGGCGCUGACCGCCACCGAGUCUGACAAACUGCCCGCGCUCAACAUUCUCAAGACUUUGUUUGUGGCCGCGCUCAGCAUGUCUGCCGCCACCAACGCCUCUUUGGUCGAGACAUUGAUCCAAAAGCUUAUCAAGCAGCACUUCACUGACCACGUCGUGCUCUUGAAGUUCCUCUCAUCGCUCUGGUGUGAUCUCCGCCAGCCAGACUUUAUCAAGAUUGCUUCCUUGACACUCUGCCAAUCGUUCCUGUCGUCGCGUCUGUUUGUCAAGCUGGCUCGUUCCCAAGAGCUGUUGGCCCCAUUCCUUUUGAUGCUCCAGAAUGACAAUCAAGAGGUGCGCGAGGCUGUCUGCCAGUGUCUUGUAACCAUUCACCAAGCCAUCGAACACUCCACAGAGUCAGACAACGUCCACGCCACCAGCAAGUACUUCCGUCGUCCUAUCACCAAUCUGGAGCCGGUACAGUAUGCCAACCUGGUCAAGAUGCUCUCUGACUACACUUCCGAGUUCACACUGAGCGCCACCUUCUUCCUGUCCUUUGUCGGAUCAGUCGUACUCAACCCCGACAACAACACAUUUGGCCGCAAGGAGAAGGAAGCUGUGGGAUCAUUCUUGAUCAACUGUGCCCUGAGCCUCGAGUCGCCUCAGAACUGCUCGACUCUCAUGAGUGGACUGUCUGCCAUCCGCGAGCCAUACUUCUUUGACAUCUGUCAUAAAUACUUCACUGAUUUGCUCGGCCGCUUCGAGGCCUCCAAGAUCUCGUCCGAUGAGGUGUCAGUCCUGAUGGUGCUCGGCGAUCAGCUCGUCCAGGCACCCAUCCUGUCCAACAGAAAGAAGGGCCACAUUCAGCUUCUCCAUCGUGCACUCUCCAUCACCAACUCUGUCGUUGUCGACAAUGAUAAGACUGUGUACACGUUGCAAAAGACUAUCCUGCCCAACAUCGUUCCCAAGCUUAUGACCAUGUUGACAGUCAAGGACCAAACCACCAUAGUUGAGACUCUGCUGGACAACCUCAACGUGGCCGACAUUCGCUCAAUCACCAUGGAUACACUGGAGUGCGUUCUUAUCGAUGCCAACAGCAUCCUGUCUGUGCUGAGCGUCAAGUCCAAGGAUGGCUCAAAGAUCCUUCCCGAGCUGCCACGUCUCAACUCGAUCCUGGAGAUCAUCAAGAUCAACGCUCCAAAGAUCAAGGAUGUCCUUCUCCUUCUCGGAUCUGUAUUCUCCACUUUGUCUCUGCUCAAUGCCCAGAAGAGUGACAGUAACGAGUACACCAAGCAGCUCACACUCCUUGCCCUUGGCGCAAUCAGCGACAAUCUGUCCAAGUCCGAGCGUGACCGUGAGCUCUACGAGCAGAUAGUUGACCUGCCCGCUGUGCUGACCUGUGUGUCGGCCAGCGAGGAGGGCCAGACCUGCAAUACUGGCCUGAUGCUUCUUUCCAAGGUGUCCAAGAUCGCACCAACCAAGGUGAUCGACAACUUUGGCGCCAUCAUCGAUAUGAUCAAGGCCACAGUGACUCGCGACGACAACCACACCUUUGGCGUGCUGAAGGAGUUCCUCAUGAACACCAUGCCAGAGCUGCUCUCCAUUGGAGACCUCACACUGACCACAAUCUUCAAGCUGUUCCUUGACUCGUUCACCGACAUCCCCAAGCACAACCGUGUCGAACUCUUCUCAGUGAUGCUCCAGUCGAUCACAUACUCCAAGUUGGGCAUACUGCUCACCCUUAUGUUGGAGAAGCGCAUUGAGAUCCUUAGACGCGAGACUGCCAACGAGGAGAAGCAAAAGGAGACCUUGGCCGCUGCCGCCAUGGACACCAAGGAAGACGGAGUCAACCAGCAACAGCCAGAGGAGCUCAAGCAAGACGAGAGCAACCGUUUCAACGACUUUAUCACUGCCUUCUGCAAUGGUGUGCCCGCACCGGAGAUGUCCUGUGCACUAGCCACGUUGUCCAGAGCUGUAAAUACAAUCUCAGUGGACAGUGGAAACGUCAUUGAGGAUAUGGACGAGGCUAUGGAUGAGGAUGCCACAAAUGGAAACGACGAGGACGUUGCAGAGAUUGUCAAGUUCUUGGAGAAGAACUCUGCCAAGGACAAUCGCUUGCUCCAGGCCAACAUGUUGGACUUUAUCGACGAGCGCCUUUCGUCCACCUCCUACCUCGAGGACCUGUCAUUCAAGAUCACCUCAACAGACCGAGAGCUCAUCGAGAAGCACUACCUGUCCUCAUUCUCCAACCUACUGGUCAUGCUGCGCAGCAUCACCGAGUGCAUUGAGCGCCUCACCUCUGAGAGCAGUGGCAAGAAGGGCAAGGACAAGUACCUCAAGAAGCUGCUGUCGUCCGUCAACCGCUGCAUGGACCGCUACAACCAGCUGCUGUCUGUCGACGGCUUCGUCGUGUCAGUGUCCAAGCUGCUGCACCACCCAGACCCCCAGGUGCGCCGUCGCUCUCUGGUCAUCUUCAACGAGAAGAUCUCCACGCUGAGGAAGCAGCUGACGCCCGAGCAGAUCGUCAAGUUCCUCUCACUGCUUGAUGAGUUUGCCAAAGUGAUCGAGUCUCCCAAGGAGAUCGACACCAACAAGCAGACCGCCCUUCUCAGCUUUGAGAUCCUGGCGCGUAACUUUGCCACCAACCACAGCAAGGUGUUCCUGAAGCAGAUGACCACCAUCAUCAAGGCCAUGGGUGCCGGCAACUACAUGGUCGUAUCCAGCUCGCUCAUUUGCAUUGCCACCCUGUGCUCUGAACUCCAAGCCAAGACCGUGCCAUACAUUCCACAGUUCUUCCCCGUGCUUCUCAACACGCUGACAGGAUCAUUCAAGUCAUCUGAAGAGUCUGAGACUCGCAACCUUCUUCAGCUGUCCUGUAUCUCCUCAUUGGAGAUGAUGCUCAAGAAGAUCCCCAAGUUCCUCUCACCAUACCUUCCACAAAUGCUCAACGCUCUCCUUCAUCCAAGACUCACAAGCACCAACGCCACAGGCAAGGUGUACACACAGGUCAAGAAAAUCUUGACAUUGUUGACAAAGAAUGUAGAGUUCAGACUGCUCCUGCCCGCUCUCGCAUCUGCCUAUGAGUUUGCCGUCGUGUCAGAGAAUGACCAGAGUGUCAUCUGUUUGUUUGACUUUGUCGGCGACAUCUCGACCAACCUGGGCGCCAAGGACGUGGCACUCUACCACAAGAACAUCUUCAAGUUCUUCCUGCAGUGCUUUGACUUUAGACGAAAGUACAACAGCAAGGUGCGCAACAUCGACCUUGUCGAGCAACAUCUGAUCAGCUCGUUCAUUGCCCUGAUCAUGAAGUUGAAUGAGAACCUGUUCAAGCCACUCUUCCUUAAGAUCUCUGACUGGGCUCAGUCACAACAGCAACAGCAACAGAACAAGAAGAAGAAGCCAAUGAAUGGACACUCGAGCAGCAGUCACACAUCGGACGACGCUAACACUGACGCCACUGGUGACCUCAACAACCUGUUGUUCUUCUACAAGGUUGUCAACGCGCUUGCCCAACACCUCAAGUCCAUCUUUGUCCCCUACAUGGCCUACUUUAUGGAGAACUCGAUCUUCCUGCUCGAGACACUGAUCGUCAAGUCGCCCGGACACAACGCCCACGACGAACACGACGAUGACAUUGCACUGACCAACAGCAACGGCAAGAGAAAGAGAGCCAACCAGAGCUCGACAUCCGCCUCAUCUGCAGCGGCGGCUGCACUGACCAACGGCGGCGUGUCUGGCGCAACCAUGUCCACCAAGGAGGAGGUGAUAUGCCAGGUGCUCUCUGCGAUCCAGAAGUGUCUAUCAUUCGACAAGGACAACUUCUUGGACAAGCAGCGCUUCGAGAAGCUGAUGCCAGCACUUGUAAAUCAAUUGGAGAACCAGAUGGGCAGCAACAGCGAGGCGUACAGAAACAGAAUGGAGAAGUACCUGGUGCCGUGCAUCACCCAGCUGGCACUGACGAUCAACCAGGAGAUGCUGUGGAAGCCACUGAACCACUCGGUGCUGAUAAAGACCAGGAACCCAUACGCCGCGGUCAGACUGUCUGCUCUGUCCGUCAUCCACGCACUGCACAAGCGUCUUGGCGAGCGACUCAUCAUCCUGCUACCCGAGACACUGCCAUUCAUUUCGGAGCUACUGGAGGACAGUGUGCCCGAUGUGGAGAGGGCAUGCCAGGAUGUGGUAAAGACCAUCGAGAAUCAUCUUGGAACAGACGAAUCCAUCUCAUCAUACCUAUAA
Messenger RNA from Acytostelium subglobosum LB1, 6513 nucleotides. RefSeq lists its product as hypothetical. Gene Ontology annotation, cellular component: 90S preribosome; t-UTP complex; small-subunit processome. NCBI's taxonomy places the organism in Eukaryota, Evosea, Eumycetozoa, Acytosteliales, Acytosteliaceae. The record is from RefSeq and is a predicted model, not a curated record. The transcript has 5 exons. Gene Ontology annotation, molecular function: snoRNA binding; protein binding. Gene Ontology annotation, biological process: maturation of SSU-rRNA from tricistronic rRNA transcript (SSU-rRNA, 5.8S rRNA, LSU-rRNA); positive regulation of transcription by RNA polymerase I. Bases 1 to 6513 code for a protein of 2170 amino acids.